Messenger RNA from Hordeum vulgare subsp. vulgare (domesticated barley), 1582 nucleotides. Its product is annotated as bZIP transcription factor RISBZ5. The coding region runs from base 396 to 1220 and encodes 274 amino acids. Lineage: Eukaryota; Viridiplantae; Streptophyta; Magnoliopsida; Poales; Poaceae. The transcript has 5 exons. Gene Ontology annotation, molecular function: DNA-binding transcription factor activity. Gene Ontology annotation, biological process: regulation of DNA-templated transcription. The record is from RefSeq and is a predicted model, not a curated record.
ACCGUAUACCAACAAGAUAACUGAAUGCAAUCCGAUUCAUCCAAUACAUGUAGUUAGAGUAUUAUUUAGGUUGUUGUUUAAGUAGGCUUUGAGCAGAUCAGAGGCCCUGCACCCAAUGAAAAGUCGCCGGCGGCCACGCACGCACGCACAGCCUUGCACUUGCACGCUGCCUCCCGCUCGGCCUUACGAGGAUCCGAGUCAGCCGGCGUCACUGUCCAUUCACUCACGCAGCCGCUAUCAUAUCAUAUCAUAUGCAUCUCACCCAACGGGGCUUUCCACGUCCCACCUUCCCGCCCGCGCACCCAUAAAAGCCGUCGCCGGCGACGCUGUCACCCCCCGCAACGGAGGCAUCGCCGAGACGGACCAAAGCGCCACCACCAGACGGGCCGGCGGAGAUGAAGAAGUGCGCGUCGGAGCUGGAGCUCGAGGCCUUCAUUCGGCAGCACCUCGCCGCCGCCGAGGCCCAGCGGGGCAGGCCCGGCCACGGACCGGACGACGACGCCGGGUUCGGCGAGCACCCCAGCUUCUCCCCCGGCGCCGGCCUGCCGGGCCUCUGCUUCGGCGACUCGGUGAGCAGCUGCCACUACCCAAAGCCUCUGCCUCUGUGCCUGUACCGUGCUGUAGUGUUCGCGCGUUUAACUGAAUUUCCUCCUGCGCUCCAGCAGAACGCCCUGGAGCUGCAAGAGAGCAACGCCGGCCACCUGUGGUGGUCCGACGGCCUCCGUGCGCCGCAGCACCACGCCGUCCCGGCGCCGACCCAGUCGCAAACGGCCGCCAUCUCCGCUAGCCCGAGGGAAACAAUCUCAGGGAACCAGGCUCUCGAAACCGAGUCCGACUCCGAUAGCGAGUCACUGGUCGAGAUAGGGGGAGGCCGAUGCAAGCGGAGUGGCAAAUCAUCGGAUACCAGGCGAAUAAGACGGAUGGUGUCCAACAGGGAGUCAGCUCGACGGUCGAGGAGGAGGAAGCACGCACAAUUAACUGAUCUCGAAUUGCAGGUCGAACAACUUAAAAAUGAAAGUGCAACCCUCUUCAAGCAACUGACAGAGGCCAACCAGCAGUUCACCACCGCAGUCACCGACAACAGGAUCCUGAAAUCAGAUGUAGAGACUUUAAGAAUCAAGGUAAAAAUGGCAGAAGACAUGGUAGCUAGAGGUGCAGUGUCCUGCGGCCUAGGACAGCAGCUUGGUUUGGCACCAUUUCUGAACUCCAGGAAGAUGUGAUGUGACAAAGCCUUGGUGACCAUGCUCAGAAUCACAGGGUUGAACUUGCCAGUGAACCAUGCACUCUUCAGAGGUUUCUAGCUCUAGCUCGCUGAGUUCAGACCUCGACGGUAUGAAGCACUGCAAGUCAGAGCUCGGAUAGCCGGGUGCCAGCAAUGCGAUCGGCAGUGCAGCUGACUGGCCCUGACAUCCACAUCAUAACAGGGCCUUCAUGUAAAGUAACAAAUAGCAGUUGUACCUGACAUAUGUUAAUCCCUGGCAAGCUGCAGAAGUACAAAACUCUGAAAGUAGUGAAACUAUUAUGUGUUCUGUAUAUUGGUUACUGCUGAGUAAUGAACAUAUGUAUUGAGGUUCAUAUUCAA